UUGAAGCCGCGGCCGUGGCUGUGUGUGUGUGGGGGGAAGGGUGCGCGCAGAAAAGACGGGAUUUCCUUGCUGCCUGCCUGCCUCAGCCCCCUUCGCAUUCCGUGGGAUUGGCAGCGCUUUCUCCAACGACACAGCUGUCUCGGUACCCGAUUUACCCACAUCCGAUAUUGAGAACAAAGUUUGGUUUGAAUGCCCAGAAUAAAACUUGCCAGGAUACAACUAUGAAUAAAAACAAGCGCGAGAAAGAGUUCUACAGUGUAGAUGUAGGGGAUUCCACGUUCACAGUUUUGAAGCGCUAUCAGAACUUACGACCUAUUGGCUCGGGAGCACAGGGAAUUGUCUGCUCGGCGUACGACCACGUCCUUGAACGAAAUGUUGCUAUUAAGAAGCUCAGUCGGCCUUUCCAGAACCAGACCCAUGCCAAGCGAGCCUACCGGGAGCUGGUGCUCAUGAAAUGUGUCAACCACAAAAACAUUAUUGGCCUCUUAAAUGUAUUCACUCCACAAAAAACACUUGAAGAAUUUCAGGAUGUGUACCUAGUUAUGGAACUGAUGGACGCUAACCUCUGCCAGGUGAUCCAGAUGGAGUUGGACCAUGAGCGGCUCUCCUACCUGCUCUACCAAAUGCUGUGUGGAAUCAAACACCUUCACUCGGCUGGUAUCAUCCACAGGGACUUGAAGCCCAGUAACAUUGUGGUGAAGUCUGACUGUACCCUUAAAAUCUUGGACUUUGGACUGGCUCGAACGGCUGCCACAGGCUUGCUAAUGACCCCAUAUGUGGUGACACGCUACUACCGGGCUCCCGAGGUCAUCCUGGGGAUGGGAUACCAGGCCAAUGUUGAUGUCUGGUCUAUUGGCUGCAUCAUGGCAGAAAUGGUCAGAGGUAGUGUGUUGUUUCCUGGCACUGAUCAUAUCGACCAGUGGAACAAGGUGAUUGAGCAGCUAGGUACCCCGUCGCAAGACUUCCUGAUGAAGCUCAACCAGUCUGUGCGCACCUAUGUGGAGAACAGGCCACGCUAUGCAGGUUACAGUUUCGAAAAGCUUUUCCCUGAUGUGCUUUUCCCUGCUGACUCAGAUCACAGCAAGCUAAAGGCGAGUCAAGCCAGAGAUCUACUGUCCAAGAUGUUGGUAAUAGAUGCAUCCAAGCGCAUCUCUGUGGAUGAGGCCCUCCAACAUCCCUACAUCAAUGUGUGGUAUGACCCCACCGAAGUGGAAGCGCCCCCACCGCUGAUCACGGACAAGCAACUGGAUGAGCGAGAGCAUGCCGUCGAGGAAUGGAAAGAGUUAAUUUACAAGGAGGUCCUGGAAUGGGAAGAGAGAACAAAAAACGGCGUGAUCCGCGGGCAGCCGGCUUCUUUAGGUGCAGCCAUGAUGGGCUCCCAGGACCCGUCCUCAUCAUCAUCUGUUAAUGACAUGUCCUCCAUGUCCACUGACCCAACCAUGGCCUCGGACACAGACAGCAGCCUGGAGACCUCAGCUGGGACGCUGGGCUGCUGCAGAUGACCCUGAACCUCCGAGCUUCAUAAUCCUCUCCCUGCUCCCACAGUGAUGUGGUAUAGAACCUUGGCCAGUUUGUAGGGCGUGCAACAGCUUCUUUUCAAUUUUUUAUUUUUUUUUUCUCUUUCUUAAUGUUUUUUAAGCUGUAUAUUGUGGCAUAUAUUUUCUGAAGAAAGUCUGACAUGUGGG
Molecule: messenger RNA, 1685 nt
Organism: Scleropages formosus (Asian bonytongue)
Lineage: Eukaryota; Metazoa; Chordata; Actinopteri; Osteoglossiformes; Osteoglossidae
Gene: mapk8a
Product: mitogen-activated protein kinase 8a
Exons: 12
Coding region: 222-1502 (426 amino acids)
Biological process (GO): protein phosphorylation
Molecular function (GO): ATP binding; MAP kinase activity
Source: RefSeq, a predicted model, not a curated record